AGGCAGGUUGCCCAGGCCUCCCCGUGCUGCCGUGUUUUCCGAGCGAUCCCGAUAUCACGUUGGUGUCAUGCAGACAGUCACGGCGUUAAGCGCCGGCUGCCAUGACGAGUGUCUCUCCUUCGCCUUGUUUCACCAGCGAUUUUUAUUUAUUUAUUUAUUUUUUUUGCUGCUGCUAGCUGACGUCUCACUCAUGUUCUUUAAGAACAGGCGACUCUCCCAAUGCCGGUCUGCACUCCUGGGAGUGAGUGCCUGUUUUUUACGGCUGACGACUCUUCCGUGUAUGACUGGGUAAUAUUAAUCAGCACCCCAGUUAUCUAAAGUUAUCCCACGCAGCCCCAGACACGAACUCCCUUAAAUGGGUCUGUUCCCAUUGGUAGUUUUGAUGCUAGGGAGUUCUUAAUGGCUCCUGAAUAGGGGACAGCGUAUGUACGCCUUGAGGCUGGCUGUUGAGGGCCAGUCCUGAGAGCUUCCCUCGCCCCCGUGUGACUGCAUGCUAGCCUGGGCCACCUGGGCCUCACUUGUCAUUCUCAACACCUUCGAUGUAACCGUCUCAUUACCAUUCAACGGAUCCGUGGGCGAAUCUGUCGCCACCUUCGCCCUCCGUCACUCAGAUCUGCCACCUCCUCAGGCUGCCAGGGUGGUGUGGGUGGAGCCCUCUGAUCUCCAUCUGAGUGCCCCCCCCCCCCCCCCAAAUCACCUCCUCCUCCACAGCGAUGUUAACAAGCACCCUGACAAAGGAAGGACUGUUAAACAAUUUGAGCCUCGGGGCUUUAGCUGGGUGUGUGGGAGAGCUGACAGGAACCAGCCAUAGAGCCUAUAACCUCCAGGAGAAGGGGUCACCCCCGCCCCACCCCCCACAGAGGGCAGCCGGGGGUUUACACUCAGGAGUCUGUGGUGCCGUGUCACGAACCACCUGGGCAGCUGUUAAAAGCAGCCUUGGGGCCUGUUCGCCCCAUUUGGUAGAGGAUUCUGGUCUGGAAAGUAGCCGAGUGUUGCAGCAUUUCUCCAUCCAUGUCUGGAGGGGCUGCGGACACAGUGAGCUCUUACAGUGACUGUUGACGGCACUUUAAGCACUGAACAAGGCUUAAGAUGCUAAAACUGCAUUUAGAUGUAAUGCGUGAUACUCGAACUUCAGUAUGAACUGGAGUGUGAGCUUCCGCAUGUGGCUGCUGCACACAGGAGGUAUUCAGAGCCGUUUUCCUCUCAUUUGCAUGUAAAUAAACAGGAAUAGAUCCCUGAGCACUUCUGACACCACAACAAAAGACAGGUUAUCAGGAGCACAGAGCUAUAAAGGCCAUGAAUGGUGACAUUAGAGCCCUAUUUUCCUGAGAUAAGGGGGGGGUGCCUUUGAUAAACUGAGCAGCAGGCCCUGACGUUUCAUGCCAUAAAUCUGGUGGCCGCAGUGCUCCAUGGGGGGGAGGGGGGAUGAAGUAGCCAGCCACAGGUUAACCCCCCCCCCCUUCAUUUUGAUGUGCGCAUGUGGGCAGACAUAACUACAUCUUCCUGGCUUUGGCUAGACUCUGAACCGGCUGUCGGCCUUGAAUUCUCCACUGGCGCAGCUCUGGGACCACGGGCCGUGACCAGGAACCCCAGAACCCACAGCAAGUGGGGACAGGAUGCAGAAGCACUUCCCGAUGAACCUAGAGAACACCAGCAGCUACCAGCCGGUGGGCCGGGCCCCGGACAUGGAGCACAAGGUCGGCAAGCUCUCCCCGGGCUUCCAGCGCUGCUCCACCUCCGACGACGACUCAGGCUGCGCCCUGGAGGAGUACGCAUGGGUGCCCCCCGGCCUGCGGCCCGACCAGGUCCAGCUCUACUUUUCCUGCCUACCUGAGGAGAAGGUGCCCUACAUCAAUAGUCCUGGAGAGAAGUUCAGAAUCAAGCAGCUCCUGUACCAGCUGCCCCCCCAUGAUAACGAGAUGCGGUACUGCCAGUCGCUCAGUGAGGAGGAGAAGAAGGAGCUGCACAUGUUCAGCACGCAGCGCAAGAAGGAGGCCCUGGGCCGAGGUGCCCUCAAGCUGCUGCCCCGGGCACGGCUGCACGCCAUCUGCGAGCACUGUGGUGAGAACAUCAGUGGUGGCGAGUUGGCAGUGUUUGCCUCCAGGGCGGGGCCCGGGCCAUGCUGGCACCCGGCUUGCUUCGCCUGCGCCACCUGCAGCGAGCUCCUGGUGGACCUCAUCUACUUCUACCACGACGGGAAGGUUCAUUGUGGCCGGCACCAUGCCGAGCUGCUCAAACCACGGUGCUCCGCCUGCGACGAGAUAAUCUUCGCUGAUGAGUGCACGGAAGCCGAGGGCCGCCACUGGCACAUGAAGCACUUCUGCUGCUUUGAGUGCGAUGCCGUGUUGGGUGGCCAGCGGUACAUCAUGAAGGACGGUCGCCCCUACUGCUGUGGCUGCUUCGAGUCACUCUAUGCCGAGUACUGCGAGGCUUGCGGGGAGCACAUUGGUGUGGACCAUGCCCAGAUGACCUACGAUGGCCUUCACUGGCAUGCCACAGAGACAUGCUUCUGCUGUGCCCAGUGUAAGGCCACGCUGUUGGGCUGUCCCUUCCUGCCGCGCCAAGGUCGGAUCUACUGCUCCAAAGCCUGCAGCCUGGGAGAGGAUGUCCAUGCCUCAGACUCCUCUGACUCCGCUUUCCAGUCGGGCCGGUCCCGUGAGUCCAGACGGAGCGUGAGGAUGGGGAAGAGCAGCUGCUCCGCUGACCAGUGCCGCCAGUCACUGCUCUUCUCACCAGCCGUCAACUAUAAGUUCCCAGGCCUCUCCGGCAAUGCCGAUGACACCCUGUCCCAUAAACUGGCACACCUCCGCUUUGCUGAGGACCACUUCUGGAAGAAUAGGGAGGAGCAGGAGGCCCCGGAGGACCAUGAGGAAUGGGCCGAACAUGAUGACUACAUGACGCAGCUGGUCCUUAAAUUCGGAGAACAAGGCAUCUUCCAGCCUUCUGAAGACAUGAGGCCUGUGGAACCCUGGAUGUCCGACCCAGAGGUCAAGAUAUCCGCACCAAAAGCUGGAAAUCACAUCCAGAGUCUGGCCAGCAAGAAGUACCAGGCGGAUAUGUACUGGGCACAAUCCCAGGACGGGCUAGGAGACUCCGCCUACGGAAGCCAUCCAGGGCCAGCCAGCAGAAAGAUGCAGGAGGUGGAGAUGGACCAUGGGGCAGCCAGCUUCAGACGGGAUCAGAAGCAGUGGUACGACGAUUCGCUGGAGUGCAUCACCGAUGAACUGAAGCAGCCAGAUCCAAGUGUCCGGGAUUCCAUGGACUCCUUAGCACUGUCUAAUAUAACCGGAGCCUCUGUGGAUGGAGAUGGCAAAGAGAGGCCAUUACUGUAUUCUUUACAGAACUUUACAGAACUCGACACUGAGGACUGUGAGAAGAUGAGCAACAUGGGGACUCUGAACUCUUCGAUGUUACACCGGAGUGCAAAUUCACUUAAGAGUUUGACAUCGGAGGUAGAGCCUGAGGAAGAAGUGGAGGAGGAAGAGGAGGACGAGGAGGAGGAAGAGGCAUCUUUUCCUGAGGAGAAGACUCCACUCCCGCACGUUCCCAUGCUACGGAGGACCAGGUCUCAGUCCCGACCGCAGCAGGUAAAAUUCUCUGACGACGUGGUAGACAACGGGCUCUACGAGGAGGUGGAGGUGCGGCCGCCGCCCAUGAGUGAGCGGACCCGUCGGCGUGCCUUUCACUUUGAGGAGCAGGAGCAACACCAGGGACGUCUGCGGCACCAUCACCACCGACGCCGCCGCAGCAGGAAGUCCCGGUCGGACAACGCCUUGCACAUGGUCCCCAAAGAGCGCGCUCGCAUCUUCUUCAGGGAGGAGACCAACAGACACUUCCAUGCUUCUUCGUGCUCCCAGGGCCCACGGGCUUUCCUGCCGAGCCAGGAGCUGUACGGGCCGCCGCCCCAGCCUCAGUCUCACGCCACCUCUGACUACGCCCUGCCCAAGCAGCUUCCAGCGCUCUAUGGGUAUGACGAUGACUGGUGCUCCACCUGCUCCUCCUCAUCCUCCGAGUCUGAGGAAGAGGGCUAUUUCCUGGGCCAGCCCAUCCCACAGCCCCGGCCGUCGAGAUUCCAUUACUACGCUGACCUUCCCAGUCCCAUCUCAGCGUUACCUCCCCCCCCCUACGGUCCUCGCUCUAAAUCCAAAAAGAAGGGACACAAGGGCAAAAACUGUAUCAUUUCUUAGAGCAGUGAAGAGAGAGGCGUCUCCGAAAUCCCCCCCGCAGACCCGCAUCCCAGGCCGCUUCUCGUUCUGUAACGAAAAGACUUCUUGCUUGUUGACCGUCAGAUUUGGAAAAUGGGUUUACAGGACUCGUUCCCUUGCCAUGCUGCCAUGUUUACGAUGACCUUGCACUCCACGAUGGAAACCAGUGCGAAGCCACAGCAGAACUAACUAAAGUCUGUCUGGGGGGGAGGGGGCGUCUGUAAUGUCUUGUGAAAGUAUCUUAGUAACAUACAAUACGAGCUGUGGUUGUGCACGACAAAAGGCAGCAAGCAUUACUGUUAUAGCCAGGAAACUAUUUAUAAAGGAGCAUUUAGAGACUAAUUAUUUAACAGUGAAAAUAUUGAUGUAUAUAUGUAAAGUUAAGAUUAACUGAUAUUUUUAUAUCCCCAAAUUUCAAACAAUUUUUUUUAAAUGUUAGUGUUGCAGAAAAGUAAAUCUAAAGCCCCCUCUUUAGCUUUUUUUUUUUUUUCCUGAGUGUGUCACCUUCUGGAAGUCCGUGAUUAAGGAAUCUCGCUCAGUGAUGGCAUUGACUAAAUAACCCCUGCUCUUCUCGUUCGGUUGCCUUUGCUUGUAGCCUCUUUUUCAGUAAGAAUGACAGUUUUGAACGGAUUUAUUUAUGAUUCAUAUUGUAAACAUCACUAAUCUGUAUAGAUGUAAAAACUGGAACACACGGCUAAUAAUAAAAACGUUGACCUUCAAAA
Molecule: messenger RNA, 4927 nt
Organism: Brienomyrus brachyistius
Lineage: Eukaryota; Metazoa; Chordata; Actinopteri; Osteoglossiformes; Mormyridae
Product: prickle-like protein 1
Molecular function (GO): zinc ion binding
Source: RefSeq, a predicted model, not a curated record